CUGUAGAGACUCAUUUCUAACCCAGUAAAAAGCAGUCAGGGGAGAAAAGUCCAACUGGGGGUGAUCCUCUGGAGAGGAGAUGCAGAGGCGACACGACAGAAACGCCAGCAAGAACAGAGACCACUUCACUGAACAAGAAAAGGGAAGCAGAAUGAGCUCAGAGAGAAGGGUUGGAAGGCAUGAGGUGUGGUCCUGGACAACAGCCGCCAAGGAAUUCUUGUGUCUCAUGUGGCAAAAAGUGAAAGUCCAGCUAAUGUUAAGCAUGUCUUUCCUCGCCGCUGUUUUUUGGUAUUGUAGAAGGCUAUACAGCUUCCUARCACAGCUACUGAAACGGUGGAGCAACUACCUUCAGAGAAAACUCAUAAGGAAUCUCAGUGUGCUGCCAGAAGUUGAUCUACUUGGUUAUAGUGUGAGAGAAUGGAAAGGAGAAACCAAGCARGCCAAGCACAUGAGGGAGGCAUAUGAAGAGUUGUUUAGGACCCAUCAUGUCAAAUACCUGAGACAAGUCAAGAGGGACAACUAUAGUGUAGUGAGAGCGGUGCUUUUUCAGAUAUUCAGCCAAGGCRUUCCUUUUCCUUCAUGGAUGAAGGAAAGAGAUAUAUUGAAGCUCCCUGAAAAGCUUUUGUAUUCUCAAGGUUGUAACUGGAUUCAGCAAUACAGUUUUGGGCCAGAAAGAUACACGGGUCCCAAUGCCUUUGGGAAGCUGCGCAAAUGUAUGGAGGCAUUAAAGACAAAUUGGRCUGAAAUAAGUGCUACAAAAGAUCAUGAAGAAAGAGGAAACAUGUGUCAUAUACUAUUYUCUGAUGAAAGCAAGGAAUACAAACUAUAUGAGGCUGUAAAAUUCAUCAUGCUCUAUGAAGUUGUCGAAGCCUAUGAGCAGAUAAAGAGUAGGGGAGGACCUGUACACAACCUUUUCAGCCUUCUCUUUGCUCGUGAUUCUUCGUCUGACCCUCUGAGUUUCAUGAUGAAUCAUCUGAACUCCAUAGGUGACUCUAUUUGUCUAGACCAGGUUGAUCUGUUUCUUCUUGGAUACUUACUUCAAGUAAAGAUACGAGUUUACAGACUGCAUAGGUUUAAUACUGAGGAAUUUCAAGUAAACUAUCCAGAUGAAUACCGAAGGGAAUGGAAUGAGAUUUCUCUCCUGACUGAGGAUGACCGCUACUAUCACAUCCCCCUUUACAGAACGUGA
This is a messenger RNA of Malurus melanocephalus (red-backed fairy wren), 1189 nucleotides long. RefSeq names its product OTU deubiquitinase with linear linkage specificity like (gene OTULINL). The record is from RefSeq and is a predicted model, not a curated record. The transcript is spliced from 8 exons. Gene Ontology annotation, molecular function: cysteine-type deubiquitinase activity. Bases 80 to 1189 code for a protein of 369 amino acids. Gene Ontology annotation, cellular component: cytoplasm. Gene Ontology annotation, biological process: protein linear deubiquitination. Lineage: Eukaryota; Metazoa; Chordata; Aves; Passeriformes; Maluridae.